CACUGAAAUUGAUACAACAAUAAGGGCAAUGACGAACUUCACGGAAAUAUAUAAGAAAGAACUUCGAUAUGUUUGCGCUAUUACCUUUGCGUUCAAUUUUCCAAGCUAAAAAGGUAUGAUACCAGUGGCAGUUAGGGCAAUGGGUAAUGAUCGAAUCUGUGAUUGAACGUUAAGUGUGCUGUUCCUACACUGUUGUUCAUGGUUCAAGAAUGGUCACAACUUUUGGUAGCAAUGGGAAACCUCUUCGAUUGCUCAAGAUGUGGAAGCAACAAAUUCUAAAUUUCAAUUUGCAAUUAAUAAGAAAAACGAGCAUCUUAAUGAAUGAUCUAAUUAUGAGUAAUAAUUGGGAAGAAUGGAGUUAUUCAGUUACUCUAUCUACAACAGUUCCUUAGGGGAAUCCAGUGUGAAUUACUUCCCAUGAGAAAAAUUCCCUCUGUGCUUUACACGUCGUUGGCGACAGUUGAGGAAGCUAUGAUACAAAUACAAUUUUGAAUUAAAUCGAACUGUAACUCUCAUGACACGUGCUACAUCAAAUAAACCCUCCUCAAAAAUGUGUAAAUUGAUGGCUGUCACGAAAUGCGUAAAUGGUUUGUGAUUUUUCUAAAACAAACACCAGUAUAGAGCCACAAAGCAAAAAUUUCCACAGGGUUUAGUCGCAAAUUCCAAAGGGGGAAGUGGAAUCAUUUUAAAAAGGUAAAGGGAAUGUGUCACGGAUUUGCUUUCUUGCCAACUUUAGCCACCCUGUCAAUGCCUUCAAGGGUAGAGGAAAUGGCCUCUUCUGGAGAAAGGCCACUGCAAAGAGUUAAACUGUAAAUAAAUACGUCAAAAUGCAAAAACCACCAAUAAUAUCCUACCCUGGCCAGUCCAUGCUGAAAACCUGGUUGAGUCACUUUAAAGUCAGGGCCUCCUCUAUCCAGAAAAAAUUCCAGUCGGCUUCCAGCCAAUUUCCAUUAUAUUACAAAAACAGUGCCUGGGCCAGGCAGUGGAAUGCUUUUUUUAAUCAGUGACAGCUGUCAGGAACUUGUCAGAAGCCUGUUUCGGCUGUCUUUGAAGUGUUAUUUUGGCGGAAAGGUGGUGUUGUGGCUUGGUUGGCACGUGGCAAGACCCCCCCCCAUCGGGUUAGCCUGGGAAACAAGGCCCCUGACGGUACUGUGAUCUACUUUUUUGCAGGUUUUAGGAGCUGUAGAGGCUACAGGAGAACAACUAAAGUAUUUAAAUGCCCUUAAUAAGGAAUCUGAGCUCCGAAACCCGAGAAAUGAUAUGGCCUCUUCAGAAGAGCAGCCCGUGCAGCCAAAAAUACCUAAGGGCAUCGUAGGGUAAAAAUUUAGCUAGUUUCACCGCGCAUGGGUAUAGCCCUGAUUUGAGAAACUGUCUACGAACGUACACAACUGUUUCACAACUUUGCACAAGUAAUGAUCCCCAGUGACCAUAUUUCCAAACAACAUACAAUGGCAACAUUUACUACAAUGGCAACAUUUACUGGAACAUCUGCUCGACACACGUUACGGUUCUAUACAUUACACAAAAUAGAGCCUUGUUACGUUUGUACUUUGUACAGGGAAAGUAGAUUAGCUAACUUCGGUUCCUUAUACUCUUGCGUUAUCUCUGCUCCGCUUGAGACUCACAACAUCUGCAUCUUGAUAAUGUUUGUCCUGGUCUUUGACACUUGUGUGGUACCUCCACGACUAUAGAAUCUUUGGGUUUUAUUUUAGUUAAAAGAGGCACUUACAGAGGUCCAUGCCAGUUAGCUUGUUGCAGUGUGAGCCGUUCCGGUUAGAGCAAGACACCAUGCAGUUGCUAUUCGUAUUGCUGACACUCUUCGCUGUCGCACACGGCAAGAGUUAUGAUGGGUAUCAAGUAUUUGAAAUCACACCCAAAUCAAGAACUCAGUUUCAACAGAUGAUGGAUUUGGACGGGCAAUUCUUUGACGACCUUGAUUUCUUGAAGACCAAACCCGUCGGCGAACCCAGUCAAGUGAUGGUGCCUCCCAUGCACGUGGACAAGCUCAAGGAAGCUUUGGAAGAGUUGCAAAUUGAGUUUGGGGUAUACAUUGACAACCUCCAACCCCUCAUUGACAAAGAGACGAAAGCUAUCGCCUCACGUGAGAAGGCAACAACCUUAGCAAGUUUCGAUUACAAAGUAUACCACAGCGUGCAAGAGAUCUCGGACUGGAUGACAGACUUCAGCCAAACCGAGUCCACAAGUUCCCUUACCAUCAAGGAAAUCUAUAUAGGCCAUUCAUUUGAGGGACGUUCUAUUAAGGCACUGAAGAUUUCUACAGGGAGCGGUCGGCUUGGUGCUUACACCCAAGGGGGCAUAGAUGCUAGAGAAUGGAUCUCGCCUGCCACUGUCAUCUACGUCGUCCAGAAGUUUGUAGCAGGCUUCAAGAGUGGGUACAGCGCAGCCACCACAUUUUUCAACAAGUUUGACUGGUACGUUAUCCCCCUGCUCAACCCUGACGGUUACCACUACACUCGUCCAGAGUCGUCACCCAACGAUCGUAUGUGGAGUAAGAAUCGUCAACUCACCUCCUCUACCUACUGUAAAGGAAUCAACUUGAACAGAAACUAUGGCUACCAAUGGGCUGGGAGUGGUUCCUCCAGCAACCCCUGCAGUGAAGUUUAUUUUGGAGAUUACCCAUAUAGUUCAUACGAAAUCAAGUCGGUCAAGAAUUGGCUGCUCAACCUGAAGAAAAGUCAGACCUUUAUGAUCCACGUGGAUGUCCACAGCUACGGCCAGUAUUGGGUCUAUCCUUACAGCUAUAUUAACAGUCAAUAUGCCAAGACCGAGGAUCAUGAUGACCUGGAACGGGUGGCCAAGGCUGCGACACAGGCACUGACAGCAGUGUUUGGCACAAAAUACAAAACAAUGACAUCUGGAGACUUGUACCCGGCAGGUGGGGUGAGUGAGGACUUUGGUUACAAGAUCCUGAAAGCUAAGUACUCUUACGCUGUGAAAUUGCGGGACACAGGACAUUAUGGGUAUGAGCUGCCUGAGAACCAGAUUAGACCUUGUGGAGACGAAACCUACUCUGGGUUCAGAGAAAUGUUCCUAGAAGUCCUGAAGGAGGUUUAAGACAUAGAGGGGUCGCUACAGGAACUGACGGAAAACAAAGGAUUAUUACAAAUAAUAAUCUAGAAAAGCAUUAUUAAAUAAAAAAGUAAAUGAUACAGAUUGAAAGCCACACUACUGUCAUAAUAAUGGUAACAUAAAUAAUUGACAGUCACAAAGAAAAAUAUCAAACCUUUAAAUAAACUCUUUUGGUAAAUAAUUGUGAAGGUAUCUUCUGAAACAGUCUCCAUUUGAAUCAAAAAGAAAGAUAGAAACUUAGAAAAGAUUCUCAAAACAAAAUAAGGGAACGUGGAAACAAUUGUCUUAGGGGUUUACAGAAUGGUUAUGGGUAUUAUGGGUGAAUUUUCCCCUCACCAGAAGAAGCCUAGAAGCCCUCUGACAAAAACUCAAUGCUGACAUUUAGACUUGGACCGCGCAAGCCGAUGUAGCAAGCCAUUUUAUUUUUAAAAGGAGGCCUUGUUGUAUUUUUCUUCCAAACUUACCUUUAAGACGUCCGCAAACUUUUAAAUGAAAACUGUUAAUAUAAGGACACAUACUCAAGACAGGUAAUAUGUUCACGGUACAUGUAAUUCAUUGUGAAAGUGUUUU
Acanthaster planci (crown-of-thorns starfish) is the source of this 3660-nucleotide messenger RNA. Its product is annotated as carboxypeptidase B-like. NCBI's taxonomy places the organism in Eukaryota, Metazoa, Echinodermata, Asteroidea, Valvatida, Acanthasteridae. The record is from RefSeq and is a predicted model, not a curated record. Gene Ontology annotation, biological process: proteolysis. Gene Ontology annotation, molecular function: metallocarboxypeptidase activity; zinc ion binding.